This is a messenger RNA of Notolabrus celidotus (New Zealand spotty), 1568 nucleotides long. Its product is annotated as gap junction delta-2 protein. Gene Ontology annotation, biological process: cell communication. The record is from RefSeq and is a predicted model, not a curated record. Gene Ontology annotation, cellular component: connexin complex. NCBI's taxonomy places the organism in Eukaryota, Metazoa, Chordata, Actinopteri, Labriformes, Labridae. The transcript is spliced from 2 exons. Bases 422 to 1522 code for a protein of 366 amino acids.
AUGCAGGGGGCCCUCACAUUUAAAGAUCUGAAAAGUGCCUUGGAUGUAUUAAAAUCUGGUAAACAGGACCAGUAUUUGGCUCCAAAAUUAAAAUGAUUAUGGUUCUAUGCAUGAAUUAGUGUUGUGCACACUCUUUCCAGUACGUUCUUUGAACUCUCUGCUCGCCUGUGAAUGGCUGUUAUGUGAAGGUGCCCCCAUUGUACUUUUCAAUCUUUGUCCCACUGUACAUUGAAAGCCUUUAUUCACAUACAGUUUCAGUUAGAGUUAGGGAAUAUGUGUGGUCGGACCAUUCUCACCUCAUCGAGCUCUAAAUAAAUAAUAGCAUCCAGGGAUCAACUCGACUUGAAAACACAGUAAUGCCAAUUGCUGUCUCUGAUAUUUUCCCACAUUUGGAUAAGGAAGACGCAAACUCUCUUAAGAAAUGGGAGACUGGUCUAUUCUUGGCCGCUUCCUAACCGAGGUACAAAACCACUCCACAGUCAUUGGCAAAAUAUGGCUGACGAUGCUGCUCAUCUUCCGCAUCCUGCUUGUGGCCCUGGUGGGGGACGCUGUCUACAGCGAUGAGCAGUCCAAGUUUACCUGCAACACCCUCCAGCCUGGAUGCAACAACGUCUGCUAUGACACCUUUGCUCCGGUCUCACACUUGCGCUUUUGGGUAUUUCAGAUUGUCCUUGUCUCCACACCUUCCAUCUUCUACAUUGUGUAUGUCUUGCAAAAAAUCACCAAGAAUGGGAAGUUGGAGGAUACAGAAGUUGUGCAUAGGUCCUCACCUUCUCUUGAGAAGGACCCGCACAUAGGGGGAGAUAAAGAGACAAUAAUAGAAGAUCCUUAUAUCUGUAACACUGAGGGAUGGAGCUUACCUGGAGGUGAAAGUGAGGAAAGGAGUGGAAUGGAUGAACAAAUGAGGGAGGUGGGAAAGGACCCAACCCAGCUCUCCAGCCAAGUUCUCCUUAUCUACAUCAUUCAUGUUCUCCUACGCUCCAUCAUGGAGAUCCUCUUCCUCUUUGGACAGUAUUACCUGUUUGGAUUUGAAGUUCCUCACCUUUUCCGCUGUGAGACCUACCCCUGUCCUAACAAGACCGACUGCUUUGUGUCCCGAGCCACAGAGAAGACCAUCUUUCUCAACUUUAUGUUCAGUGUCAGCCUGGGAUGCUUCAUUUUGAAUAUUGUUGAGCUGCAUUAUCUGGGCUGGAUUUACAUUUUCAGAGUCCUGUUCUCCGCAUGCUGCAUAUGUUGUCGGUCAAAUGGAGACGCUGUGCAGCAGGUGGAACUGUACUCUGAAAACAACCCGCUGUUGCUUGAGCUCAAACACUCUUUGCAUGGCAGAGUGCUGCUGCAGACCACCUCCACAGUGUCCCGGGACAAGAGCAGUGGUGUACCAAACCCGGCCCCGGCCAUCUCGUUUGAGACAGACUCUACAUUGGAGUGCACAUCCAAAAGAAACGAGGAUGAAAAGGAUCACACGAAGACUAGACUGCAAAAUGUGGCUAGAAUGGGGAGAGGCAAAAAAUCAUGGCUAUAAAUCAUUUUGAGCCUUCUGUUGAAUUCUGUAUAUACAAUAAAUAAAU